AUCAACUGUUAAAACUUUGUAACCAUUUGACUUUUUGUCCAUCCUUCACUUAUUGAGUUGUUGUGUUCAUGUCACGUUAUAACGCUAAAGAGAUAAAACAAACAUAAAAGAAUCUUCUUUGCUCUCUCCCCUUCGCACUUUCCUCCUCCUUCUGAGACACUGAAGAUGAGAGAGAUAAUAAGUAUUCAUAUUGGACAAGCCGGAAUUCAGGUGGGGAAUUCAUGUUGGGAGCUGUAUUGCCUUGAGCAUGGAAUUAACCCUGAUGGCACCAUGCCCAGUGAUACCACAAUUGGCAUUGCACAUGAUGCUUUCAACACCUUCUUCAGUGAGACCGGAUCCGGAAAGCAUGUGCCAAGGGCUUUAUUUGUUGAUCUGGAACCUAGUGUUAUUGAUGAAGUAAGAACUGGUGCUUACAGACAACUCUUUCACCCUGAGCAAUUAAUCUCUGGCAAGGAAGAUGCUGCUAAUAAUUUUGCAAGGGGACACUACACUGUUGGAAGAGAAAUUGUUGAACUAUGCCUUGAUCGUAUCAGAAAAUUAGCAGACAAUUGCACUGGCUUGCAAGGAUUCUUGGUUUUCAAUGCUGUUGGUGGUGGUACUGGUUCUGGUUUGGGAUCAUUGCUUUUGGAACGGUUGUCUGUCGAUUAUGGGAAGAAGUCUAAACUUGGCUUUACCAUCUAUCCUUCUCCUCAGGUAUCCACAGCAGUUGUUGAACCUUACAACAGUGUACUUUCCACUCAUUCUCUUCUUGAGCACACUGAUGUGGUUGUGCUUUUGGACAAUGAAGCAAUAUAUGAUAUCUGUAGAAAAUCAUUAGAUAUAGAAAGGCCAACGUACACUAACUUGAACCGUCUGAUAUCUCAAAUUAUCUCUUCCUUGACCACUUCCUUGAGAUUUGACGGCGCAAUUAAUGUGGACAUUACUGAGUUCCAGACUAAUCUUGUGCCAUAUCCUCGUAUCCAUUUCAUGCUUUCAUCUUAUGCACCUGUAAUAUCCGCUGCAAAGGCCUUCCAUGAGCAGCUAUCAGUUCCUGAGAUCACCAGUGCUGUUUUUGAGCCAUCAAGUAUGAUGGCCAAGUGUGAUCCAAGGCAUGGCAAGUACAUGGCAUGCUGCCUGAUGUAUCGCGGAGAUGUUGUUCCCAAAGAUGUAAAUGCAGCUGUUUCAAAUAUCAAGACAAAGCGAACAGUUCAGUUUGUUGACUGGUGUCCUACUGGUUUCAAGUGUGGAAUCAACUACCAGCCUCCAACAGUGGUACCAGGAGGUGAUCUUGCCAAGGUGCAGCGAGCGGUUUGUAUGAUAAGCAACAACACAGCCGUUGCUGAGGUUUUCUCUCGCAUUGAUUACAAAUUUGACCUCAUGUAUGCUAAGAGGGCAUUUGUCCACUGGUAUGUGGGUGAAGGAAUGGAAGAAGGUGAAUUCUCAGAAGCCCGGGAGGAUCUUGCUGCUCUUGAAAAGGACUAUGAAGAGGUUGGAGCAGAAGGUACAGAAGAAGAAGCUGAAGAAGGUUACUGAAAGCUUCAUCUUAAGCUACCUUACCUGCAUUUCUUCUCCCUUCAUUUCUCUGUCUAGUAUCUGUUAUUGUCCAUUGUUUUUUAAGGAUCUUUCUGUUGUGUGCUAGCUCUGUUCUUACUAUUGUUUCAUGCUAGUGUUGAGUGAGACAAUUGCUUUCUUCAUGAGCAGAAGUGGUUUAUUUGUCAUUUUGAAUCACUUGGAUGUUUAUGUGAAAGAGCGGAAUAAAUGGCUGGUAGGAAUGCUACAAAUUUCCAUUACUUCAAAUAAAUUAUAUGUUUAUUUUAUCUUUUGCAAUAAUA
Cajanus cajan (pigeon pea) is the source of this 1811-nucleotide messenger RNA. RefSeq names its product tubulin alpha-1 chain. Gene Ontology annotation, molecular function: structural constituent of cytoskeleton; GTP binding. Gene Ontology annotation, cellular component: microtubule. Lineage: Eukaryota; Viridiplantae; Streptophyta; Magnoliopsida; Fabales; Fabaceae. Gene Ontology annotation, biological process: microtubule-based process. The record is from RefSeq and is a predicted model, not a curated record.